AUGCCCGAUAACACCGGCGACAAGCGAAGCAGCGCCGAUAUCGACGGGGCUUCCAGGAAGAAGAUGAAGAGGGAUGACAAAGAGAACCCGUAUCUGGCGCACAUGUACGAGAACGGGGACGACGGCGACGACUACGAAAAUGGCGCCGACGAGAUGCCUGCGCACUCGCCUCUCGCAGGCAUGAAGCGUCGCGCCACAACGGCGAAGCAGGCCGCCAAGGCCGAGGACCUAGACUCGAAUCCCUUCACCGGGCGCCCGCAUUCGCAAAAGUAUUUCCAGAUCCUGCAAGGUCGCCGAGACCUGCCCGUCCACAAGCAAAGGCAAGAAUUUCUCGACAAGUACCACGAGACCCAGAUCCUCGUCUUCGUUGGUGAGACGGGUUCCGGCAAAACUACUCAGAUUCCGCAAUACGUCGUCUACGAUGAGCUUCCCCAGCUCAACCGCAAGCUGAUUGCUUGUACGCAACCGCGCCGAGUCGCCGCCACCUCAGUUGCCCAGCGUGUCGCCGACGAGAUGGACGUGGUCCUGGGCGAGGAAGUCGGUUACAAUGUCCGCUUCGACGACAUGUCGGGCCCCAAGACGUUGCUCAAGUACAUGACGGACGGUAUGCUACUGCGCGAGGCCAUGCACGAUCACGACAUGUCGCGCUACAGCUGCAUCAUUCUCGAUGAAGCGCACGAAAGGACGCUCGCCACCGAUAUCCUCAUGGCGCUGCUCAAACAAAUCGCGGCGCGGCGCCCCGACCUCAAGAUCAUUGUCAUGUCGGCCACGCUGGACGCGCAAAAGUUUCAGCGCUACUUCAACGACGCGCCGCUGCUCGCUGUUCCCGGUCGCACGCAUCCCGUCGAGAUUUUCUACACGCCCGAGCCCGAAAAGGAUUACGUCGAAGCGGCCAUUCGCACCGUGCUGCAGAUCCACGCCUCGGAACCCGAGGGCGACAUUCUACUGUUCCUCACGGGUGAGGACGAAAUCGAAGAUUCGUGUCGCAAGAUUGCCCUCGAGGCCGAGGAAUUGAUACGAGAAGUCGACGCCGGCCCGCUCGCCGUCUACCCGCUCUACGGUACCCUCCCGCCACACCAGCAGCAAAAGAUCUUCGACAAGCCGCCACCGCCGCUGCGCAAGGGCGGUCGCCCCGGCCGCAAGGUCAUCAUCUCGACCAACAUUGCCGAAACCUCGUUGACGAUUGACGGCAUCGUCUACGUGGUGGACCCUGGCUUCAGCAAGCAAAAGAUUUACAACCCACGCAUCCGUGUCGAGUCACUACUCGUGUCGCCCAUCUCCAAGGCAUCUGCCCAGCAGCGCGCUGGUCGUGCUGGUCGUACCAAACCCGGUAAAUGCUUCCGGCUGUACACGGAAAAGGCGUUCAAGAAGGAGCUCAUCGAGCAGACGUACCCCGAGAUUCUACGCUCCAACCUAGCCAACACGGUGCUGGAGCUCAAGAAGCUGGGCGUGGAGGACCUGGUGCACUUUGACCUAAUGGAUCCUCCGGCACCGGAGACGAUGAUGCGCGCCCUCGAAGAGCUCAACUACCUGGCAUGCCUGGACGACGACGGGGAGCUGACGACGCUAGGCUCUCUGGCGUCGGAAUUUCCGCUAGACCCGGCGCUCGCCGUGAUGCUCAUCUCGUCGCCCGAAUUCUAUUGCUCCAACGAGAUUCUCAGCCUGACGUCGCUGCUGUCGGUGCCGCAGGUGUUUGUGCGCCCGGCCAACAACCGCAAGCGCGCCGACGAGAUGAAGUCGCACUUUAGCCAUCCCGACGGCGACCACUUGACCAUGCUCAACGUGUACCACGCCUUCAAGGGCCAGAUGGCGUCGGACCCGAACUCGGUGAAGCAGUGGUGCCACGAACACUUUCUCUCGCACCGACACCUCAGCAGCGCCGACAGCGUGCGCGCCCAGCUCAAGCGCAUCAUGGAGGUGCAGGGCCUGGAGCUCGUCUCCACGCCGUUUGAGGACAAGAACUACUACACCAACAUUCGCCGGUCCCUGCUGUCGGGCUUCUUCAUGCAAGUCGGCAUGAAGGAAAGCUCAGGUAAGGUGUACAGGACCGUCAAGGAUGACCAGGCCGUACUGAUUCACCCGUCGACGGUGCUGCGGACCGAGUUUGAUUGGGUUGUGUACCACGAGUUUGUCCUGACGUCGAAGCAAUAUAUCCGCACCUGCACGGGUAUCCGCCCGGAGUGGUUAUUGGACAUUGCCCCGGCGUACUAUGACCCCGAGAACAUGGAUCAACCCGACAUCAAGCGGGCUCUGCUCAGAGCCGCGGAGAAGAAGCGCAGAAAGGCGGCGAUGAAGGCCGACAAGUGA
Molecule: messenger RNA, 2307 nt
Organism: Beauveria bassiana ARSEF 2860
Lineage: Eukaryota; Fungi; Ascomycota; Sordariomycetes; Hypocreales; Cordycipitaceae
Product: helicase associated domain-containing protein
Exons: 3
Coding region: 1-2307 (768 amino acids)
Cellular component (GO): intracellular anatomical structure; spliceosomal complex
Molecular function (GO): RNA helicase activity; ATP binding; RNA binding
Source: RefSeq, a predicted model, not a curated record